CCAACAUCACAUUACUCUCUUGUGUUAAGUACACACUUGAUACUUGACACACUUUGGUGCUUCUCUCUCACUCUCUUCUCUGAGCCUGAGCCAUUAAUUCUUAUAUAGAUACAAUAUAAACGUUACAUUAAUUUAUAUACGUAUAGACAUGGGAAGUACUAUGACAGAGCCGGCCGAUCAGAUAUUGGAAUAUGGGUUUUUAGAGACUGGUUUGGUGCCUCAGAGAAAAGAGGAAGCGCAAGAAUUAGACGAUGAUGGGAGACCCAAAAGAACCGGCACUAUGUGGACGGCAUGUGCGCACAUCAUAACGGCGGCCAUAGGGGCGGGAGUUCUGUCGCUGGCAUGGGCGAUGUCACAGCUGGGAUGGGUGUUGGGUAUAGGCAUUCUCCUACUUUUCUCAGCCAUUUCCCUCUAUACUGCCACCCUCUUGGCCGAUUGCUAUAGAACCCCUGACCCAGUCACUGGCAGAAGAAAUUACUCCUAUAUCGAAGCUGUCAAAGCCAGCUUAGGUGAAACAAUGUGCACGAUAUGUGGAUGGAUCCUGUAUGGAAAUCUUACCACGUUUGUGAUCGGCUAUACCAUAACCACUGCCAAAAGUCUAGUGGCUAUACAAAAAUCGAACUGCCAUCGCAAAAAGGGGUCAAAUAUGCCAUGCAAAUUCUCCAAUAACCCACACAUGAUUGGACUAGGGAUUGUCGAAAUAUUGUUAUCCCAAAUUCCAAACUUCAGCAAGUUGUCUUGGCUCUCUGCCUUGGCUGCCGCCAUGUCAUUUGCAUAUUCCUUGAUCGGAAUCGGACUCUCUAUUGAAAAGAUUAUAAAAGGAGCUGAGGGGAGAACAUCUAUUAAAGGGGUGGCCGCGGGAUUUGAGGUGGACAUGUCUGCAUCAGAUAAAGUUUGGAGAAUGUUUGCGGCUGCUGGUGAUAUUGCUUUUGCUUGCUCUUAUGCUCAAGUCUUUAUUGAUAUCCAAGACACAUUAAAGUCAUGGCCUUCUGAAAACAAAGUGAUGAAGAAAGCAAGCACUAUAGGAGUGUCAGUCAUGACAACAUUCUUCAUGAUGUGUGGUUGCUUUGGCUAUGCUGCGUUUGGAAACCACGCGCCGGAGAAUCUACUUGCAGGCUUCGGAUAUCAAGAGACUUCUUGGAUCGUCGAUUUGGCUAACCUCUUCAUCGUGGUGCACUUAGUUGGAGCAUAUCAGGUACUAAUCCAGCCAGUGUUUCGCAUAGUAGAAUUGUGGGCUAGAAAAAAGUGGCCUGAAUCAAGAUUCAUAACCUGCGAUUACCCAGUUGGUGGCCCUACCUUCAUGAAUAGUAAGAAUAUAACAUUAUUCAGUAUAAACCUGUUUAGGCUAACUUGGAGAACGGUCUUUGUUGUGAUGGUGACUGUGGUGGCCUUAGCGCUGCCUUUCUUCACUGAUAUGUUGGCACUUAUGGGUGCUAUCGGCUAUUGGCCAAUCGUGGUGUACUUCCCAGUGGAGAUGCACAUUUCCCUUAAUAAGAUUCACAGAAGAACCGUCAAGUGGUUUAGCCUCCAACUUAUCAGUUUAGUGUGCUUUCUUCUUUCUUUGGCUGCGGCUACUGGUGCUAUUCAAGGACUCUACAAGAAUCUCCAUACUUAUAAGCCAUUCAUGUCAAAAGACUGAUUUGGAUUAUAUCUGAAUGUUAGACUUGCUUAUUAGACAAAAAAUUAGGUUACUUCAUUAAUUUCUUGUUCAAGAUAGAUUUGUAUUCUAAAGAACUGCAGUUCUACUUUAGUUUUAUAAUCCCAAAUGUUGCUCCUAGUUGAACUUUAAUUACUACCUUUAACGUCAUCGAUCCAAUAAAAUUGUACUUGAUCGAA
Humulus lupulus (European hop) is the source of this 1836-nucleotide messenger RNA. RefSeq names its product amino acid permease 1-like. The coding region runs from base 149 to 1639 and encodes 496 amino acids. Gene Ontology annotation, cellular component: plasma membrane. The transcript has 7 exons. The record is from RefSeq and is a predicted model, not a curated record. NCBI's taxonomy places the organism in Eukaryota, Viridiplantae, Streptophyta, Magnoliopsida, Rosales, Cannabaceae.